UUCAAUUAGACGACUGAAAUUGAGAACUGAAUGAAGAUAUUUGAGGUUAGAGUCAAAGUAAAAAAAUCCACUCCACCCAUCCUAUGAACUUUAUUAAAUGUCAAGUUUCAAGUUUGACGCAAGUUUGACGUUUCUUGACUUCUUGAGUUUUGUUAUUUUUCUUUUGAUGUAUUGAAAACUAAAAUUUUACAAAAUGAUGCUAAAUCAGUAUAUGAAAGAACUAGAGCAAGAACCGUUUAGUGCAGACGAAUUUGUGGAACGUAUUGCUUGGAGAACUAUCUCAGAAACACGUAGUGAAGGAAGUGAAGAAUUCAAUCCUGGAUUAGUUCAUGAAAGUUUUGUUCAAGCUAUUAAAGAUUUAGAAAUACUAAGAGAACGUCAACAGAAAAAAUGUGAGCGUUUAGAGGCAGAGGUCCGGGAGGAGGAACAAGUAUAUUUGAAACAAGUACAAUCGUUACAAGAACGUAAUAAGAGUGCAAUUGGAACAUUUGCUGAACUGGAUGAAAAAAUCAAUAGUGUUGCAACCAAAGUCAUUCAUUUAGGGGAACAAUUGGAUAGUGUAAAUGGCCCAAGAGCACGAACCGUUGAAGCUCAACGAUUAAUGACUCACUUAUCAGCUUUUAUUGAAAGUGGCCGUUUAAAUGAUGAAUUAUGGUCUAAUAAACUUCGCUUAAAUGAAGCAGCUGAUAUAAUUCAAAAAUUAUACUUAAUUUCUCAAGAAUUACCUUCACCAAAGUUUGAAAAUGCAAAAAAGAAAAUUGCUAAAAAGUAUGAUGAAAUUGAACGAGCUUUAAUUGAAGAAUUUAGUGUUGCCCGAUCUGUUGGAAAUGUGGCACGAAUGAAAGAACUAGCUUCAAUUUUGAUGCAAUUUAAAAGUUAUUCGCAAUGUAUAGAUGCGUUUAUUGAAAAGAGUCAAUCGGAUAUGUUCACAGCAAAUUCAGAUAUUUUUACUGGUUUAAUUCCGUUAUGUUCAAGAAAUUAUAAUUUAAUGACACAAGUGUUUGCAAAUCCCGAUCAAGUAAUGUCGAAAUUUGUUUUAAAUAUAUAUCAUCUUACAUUGCAAACACAUAUUACUGAUCAAUUAUCGAAACAUAAAAACUCAUCGGAUGCAUAUUUAAGAAUUCUACAUGAGUUGUAUAUAAAAACUAACCAAUUGUCUAAGGACUUAGCGCAGUUUAAUAUGGGCUCAGAUGAAUCAUUCUUACCAAAGCUGACAAAUAAUAUCUUCCAAAAAUAUUUGGAUAACUAUCCAGGUGUCGAAUUGAGAUCGUUAAAGGAAAAAUGUAAAUCUGCAUUACAAAAAUAUUACGAUUCGAAAAAUCAUCAAAAGAAACAAAUUCAAACUGGAGGUUUUCAAGAUUUACGGCGUGAUUUACAAGCAGUCAUUGGUGCACGUGCAAAUAUUAAUAUCGCACAAAUUGAAGAUUAUGGCGGUGAAACAUUUCUUUCCGAAGAAUUAGCAAUAAAUAUUCUUCAAGAGAGUAAACAAUCUUAUCAACGUUGCCAAGUGUUAUCAAAAAAAUCAGAUAUACCGAAAAAUGCAGCAUUUAUAUUUGAUUUAGUUGUAAAUUUAUUAAUGCUUGAACAUGUGGACUAUGCGAUCGAAUUGGGUUUACAAAGCGUUCCAAUUGCAGAAAGUGGUAAAGGUUCACCACCCGAAAUUCACUUUUUUACAAUAUCACGUCAAGUUAAUGCUAUCGUUCAUCUGUUUGAAAAACAAUUUGUCGAUAGUUUAAUACCUCUUGUUGUCCCAACUCCAAAAUAUGAUGAAUGUUUAGCUAAGAAGAAACAAAUUUUAGAACAAAUAGAAACAAAACUUGAUGUAGGCUUAGAUAGAGCAUUGAACGCAAUUCUCGGAUGGGUCAAAAUAUAUUUACAAAACGAACAAAAAAAGACAGAUUUUAAACCAGAAACAGAUGAUUUUGAUACCAUUGCAUCACCAGCAUGUUUAGUGGUUGUACAACAUAUUAAUAAUAUUAUCACACAAAUUAAGAAUAGUUUAGAUGGUAAAAAUGCCACAAUGGUGUUAGAGGAAUUGGGAACACGUUUACAUCGAGUGAUUUAUGAUCAUUUAUUACAAUUUCAAUAUAAUACAGCAGGUGCUAUGUGUGCAAUAUGUGAUGUGAACGAAUAUCGAAGAUGCAGUCGACCACUUGGCCCACUUGUUGAACAGUUAUUUGAUUCGUUACAUUCACUUUGUAAUUUAUUACUUGUAAAACCUGAAAAUUUACAGCAAGUUUGUAACGGAGAACAACUUAAAGGACUCGAGAGAUCAAUUCUACAUAAUUUUAUACAAUUAAGAAGUGAUUACAAAACUCAAAAAUUGGCAAAUUCUCUUCGUGGAUUGACAUCGUAAUUGUAAUUUCUGUGAUGUAAUAUAUAAUUAAAAAAAUGUAAUAAAAUGCAGUCUAAUUUAAA
Chrysoperla carnea is the source of this 2418-nucleotide messenger RNA. RefSeq names its product exocyst complex component 5 (gene Sec10). The transcript has 15 exons. Gene Ontology annotation, biological process: Golgi to plasma membrane transport; exocytosis. NCBI's taxonomy places the organism in Eukaryota, Metazoa, Arthropoda, Insecta, Neuroptera, Chrysopidae. Gene Ontology annotation, cellular component: cytoplasm; exocyst. The coding region runs from base 194 to 2356 and encodes 720 amino acids. The record is from RefSeq and is a predicted model, not a curated record.